AUUCUGUCUCGUGCUGAGCUACUGCUCCUGGUGGCGGCUUAGAACCUCGUAGACACGGGAGAUAGAACAAGAACGCAAACAAGCGAAGCAGAACCGCAUAAAUAAAAGUCCGUAAAGGGUAGGACGAAGAAAAAUACAGCGAUAAAAUGACGGGAAUGGAAACCUCCGCCCUGGUGGACAAGGGCCCGGUGCCCAAAAUUGUGACAACGAACGAAAAGGGCGCCGUCACGCUGCCGAAUCUCGAAGGCCAGCCGGACAAGAGCGAACGGGGAAAAGCCAUGCGCCAGGUCAUUGCCGCCUUCAUCGCCAACAUCGGCACCAUCAAUACCGGUCUGAUUUUCGGCUUCUCGGCCGUCGUCAUUCCGCAGCUGCACGCCCCGGACUCGCUGAUCCCAGUGGACGAAAGUCAGGCUUCGUGGGUCGCAUCCCUCUCGGCCAUCGGUACCCCGAUCGGUUGCCUUCUCAGUGGCUACGUGAUGGACAACUUUGGACGCAAGAAGGCUCUUCUGGUGACGGAAAUCCCCAUGAUCAUCGGCUGGAUGGUGAUUGCCUGUGCAACCAAUGUGGAAAUGAUCUACGCUGGUCGUGUUCUGACCGGUUUUGGGUCCGGUAUGAUCGGUGCUCCGGCUCGUGUGUACACGUCGGAAGUGACACAACCCCAUCUGCGGGGAAUGUUAUGUGCCCUGGCCUCGACGGGUAUCAGUUUAGGCGUGCUGUUUCAAUAUACUCUCGGAGCGGUGACCACGUGGAAGACCUUGUCGGCGAUCUCUGCUUGCGUGCCGGUUUUGGCCUUUGCGCUGAUGAUAUUCAUGCCGGAAACUCCAAACUAUCUGGUGUCCAAGAACAAGCCGGAACAGGCGCUGAAGAGUUUAGCUAAGCUGCGCGGAUCGACGUACAACGUGGAGAAGGAAGUGAAUCAGCUGCAGUCGUUCGCACAGAAGAGCAAUCAAAAAAAGAAAUUGUCGUCGAAGGAAACGAUUCAAGCUCUGCUGCAUCCGUCCUGUCUCAAACCGUUUGGAAUUUUGACUCUCUACUUUAUGAUGUACCAAUUCAGUGGUGUAAACACGAUCACCUUCUACGCGGUGGAAAUUUUCCAAGACUCCGGUACCACAAUGGACAAGUACACGUGUACGAUUAUGCUUGGAGUGGUUCGGUUAGCGUUCACAAUUUUGGCCGCGAUUUUGCUCAGAAGGUGUGGUCGUCGUCCGUUGACGUUCAUUUCCGGAAUCGGAUGCGGUGUGACCAUGAUCGGCUUGGGAACGUAUCUGUACUUUAAGAAAAGCUGGGAGAUGGCUGAUCCGCCGAUUGCGCCCACUGCAACGUGGUUCCCAGUGGCGUGUAUCUUCCUAUUUACCGUCACUUGUACGCUGGGUUUCCUGGUGGUGCCAUGGGUCAUGAUCGGCGAGCUGUACCCGAUGAAGGUGCGUGGACUCGUUGGUGGAUUCACGACCUGCAUGGCGCACACGUUCGUGUUCAUCGUCGUCAAGACGUACCCAUUCCUGGUACAUAUGCUGGAGAGGCACGGUGCGUUCAUCAUGUACGGAUGUAUCUCGUUUCUGGGAACGGUCUUCUUCUACCUCUGCCUGCCGGAAACCAAGGGCAAAACGCUGCAGGAGAUCGAAGACUACUUCUCGGGACGUAUCAAAUCGCUGAAGAAGUCCAAACAGCUGGAAGCCGAGGGCCAGCAGCUGAACAACAACAGCAAACCCCAGCUGCUGACGGUGGAGAAGAACAAACUGCUCCCGUAAAAAAGAGAGGCUCGGCUGGCCGGCCUUUUCCCCCUUCGUUUUUAUUCUUGCU
Messenger RNA from Ochlerotatus camptorhynchus, 1800 nucleotides. Its product is annotated as facilitated trehalose transporter Tret1-like. The record is from RefSeq and is a predicted model, not a curated record. Gene Ontology annotation, molecular function: sugar transmembrane transporter activity. Gene Ontology annotation, cellular component: membrane. Lineage: Eukaryota; Metazoa; Arthropoda; Insecta; Diptera; Culicidae. The coding region runs from base 147 to 1748 and encodes 533 amino acids. Gene Ontology annotation, biological process: carbohydrate transport; transmembrane transport. The transcript has 4 exons.